GAUCUUUAAAGUGCUAACCCCGUCCGACCGUCUUGCUUCUCGGGCUGUCCCAUGCAAAAUACGAUACUCGGCUUUUUUGUCAAUUGUUUAUCGUUACUACAACCUGACAUCCUACCUAAGAUUCCUCCAAAAGCUUCAUGAUUUGCAUAGAAUUGAAUAAACAAAUAGACUUCUUCACCGCAAUAUCAAGUAUCACACCGACGACUUGCCCUUUGGCCUCAUUAUUAAAUUGUUGCCAAACACGACUUUUUGAACGCGCUCGGUGACCCUACAGCCUCUUUUUACACACCGCAAGAAACUAAGCAAAACUCCGAAUCAUCCGAAUAGCUGCUAAAUCGGCUACGCGACAAGAUGUUUGCUCGAGGGAAGUCCAAGGAGCGGACUUCCAACCGGAAGGUCACGCCGCCCUCGCCCUCAUACAUGUCCAACGAGCAAUUCGCCUCGUACCUUGCCGACCUUAGGCAAAACCGCAUCGCCCGCCCGGGAGGUGCCAGGCCACAGCCAGAAAACAGCCGGCGUGACUCUGGCAGGCCUUCACUGACUUCAAGUAAACGAUCUUCCCUUGGCGGUGCAUCACUUGCCUCCGAGACCUCCUCCAUGAACCCGCGUGGCCAAUACGCUGUACCACCCUCCAUAAUCAGCAGGCCUUCUGUUGCCGGUAGCGUAACCUCCAGAUACUCAAACACAAGUGCACGCGGCCGCGAUUACUACCCCAAGGUUCCAGGCUCUACAGUUCCUCUCAAGCCGUCAGAGGUUGUGCCAUCGGCUACGUACAUCGAGCGCGGUCAAAGGUGGAUGGAAAAAGAGGAGGCCUUCUCUCUCAAGCAGGCAAUGGAUGAUAUGGACCUCAGGGAAAGGGAAAAGGCCGAGCCGGUGGAAGAGGAUGAAGAGGAGAAACGGAUUCACGCUGCCGCCCUGGAUGAGGCUGCCGAUCUCGUCUGGCAACAUCAAAACGGCGUCAAGCCACCAGAACCUGAUGCACCAUACCGUUACAAGCCUCACAUGCGCAAAAACAGCUAUGCAUAUGCACGAACUGCUAGUGCGGGCUACAACGGUGCAGACGUGGAGCCAACAGGCUUGCGGAGAAACAUGGGCUCUCGCUCUGUUUCAGGGAGUAGCACUUCUAGCGACGGACACAACGCCGCCUCACGUAGCCAUGUGUCCUUGGGAUCAACUGCAGGAAAAAGUGGAGGUCGCCCCAGUCUCGAAAAGUCAAGAGAAAACUCGAUGGACUCGGAGCAGCCUGCUAAGACCUAUCGCGGGCUUGCCGGUGGCCCACGGCCGAUGGCUACCAAGUCUUCGGAUCGUCGGAGGAGCAGCUUGAAGCGCAAUAUCAGUGGUGAGGUGCAGAAGCCGUUUUCCGGUGAUCAGAUAUGGGAGGAGCCCGAAGGUGCUUCCUCACCUGCCGCGAAGGCUACUUCGAGCAAAGCUACACCCGAGAAUGCGCAACCACUGCGCGCAAAGGCCAGGAACCCACUCAACCGUGUGCAGUUUGCGCCCGAAGUGCCGGAGAGCAGCCCCAAACUGCCUGAAGCGCCGCCACGACCAGUUUCCAAGAUUGAGAUCCACAGGAAUCCGCCUUCACAAUCGCGGAAUCCUUUAUAUACGAGUAACUCUUCGUCCGAGACACCGGCAGCUCCUCGUGAGGACGUGCCGCGCAAGAACGGUGUUGAGAUCCGGGGCGAUGACAUCAGGUCCGCGACGAGCAUGAAGCUCAAGGACCGUAGCGAGAAGUUGCCCACGCCGGCAUAUGUCAGUGACAGCCCCGGACGGCCAAUCGUAAGCUUUGACGCAAGUUGGAAGGUUCCGGACAAGGACCCGGGAACUGAUAAGAAGCCAGACCCCAGACAUCGUAGCCCCUUCUUCCGCCGAGACCAAGCAGCCAAGCAACAAACCCCUGCAACAACCCCGGGACCAGAAUCGUCGCCAAGACCCCAACCGCAGCAAACAGCACUCAGACAAGCCUCCUCUGUCCCUGCUAUCUCGGCUGUGGAGGCUCGUGAUGUGCCGCGACCGCAAUCAACGCCGCAGCAACCGCGUAGCCGCAACUACUGCCCGCCAGCAAUUCAGGUAGAAUCUGUUGCUGACGAGCGACCUUUGGCUGCUGCUGCCACCAACGUUCCCUCGAUUGCCGUUAGUGAGCCCGAAGCUUCUCCCUCCAAGAAACCAAGCAUCCCGUCCAUCUCCGUGGAAGCAGCUCCUGCUAUACCUUCCAUUGUCACCCCUGAUGAUGAGAGAGACGGUAGCUCUGGUGUCCCGAUAAUAAUUACCCCAGAUGAGGCGAGCAAAUCGAGUUCCAACUCAAAACCGGCCCCUUCGGCAAGACCCCUGCCGACGCCGGUGAAGGGUCCGGUUGGUCGCUUCCGGCAUGAAGCUCAGCGCUCGCGAGGGCACUGGUCACCAGCACCAGGGUCUUCGGCUGGCAGCCGGGCUACGGCUCGCUGUCACGAGUGCGGGCAGUACAUAGAGGGACGCUUCGUUGCGUUGGCUGGUGGUAACGAGCGUUUCCACCCGCAAUGCUUCACGUGUUACACGUGCGGCACAUCUUUGGAGGCGCUUGAGAUCAGUCCCGAGCCGGAGAGCUUCCGGUCCGCAAGACUGGAGAGGAUCGCGCGCCGCGCAGCCGGAGAGAUCUUGGACGAAGAACCCGGCAAAACGAUGGCAGAAGAUGGUGACCAGCGCCUCCGAUUCUUCUGCCACCUGGACUGGCACGAGCAGUUUGCGCCCAAGUGCAAGCACUGCCGGACGCCCAUCAUCGGCGAGCACGUCGUGGCGCUCGGGGCGCACUGGCACUAUGGCCACUUUUUCUGCGCCGAGUGUGGCGACCCGUUCGAGCAGGGCAUGACACACAUCGAAAAGGACGGCUACGCAUGGUGCGUCAGCUGCCAGACCAAGCGGACCGAGAGGAGGGCUCCCAAGUGCAAGGGUUGCAAAAAGGCCGUCAUCGGUCAGUACGUCCGCGCACUGGGCGGCGAGUGGCACGAUGAGUGCUUCCGCUGCGGAACCUGCGGUGGUGGCUUCGACGACGGCCAGGUCUUCCCCCGGGAGGCUAGCGAUGGAUUCAUGGAGGUGCUGUGUACGCCCUGUCGAGCGAGGGAGCUGAAGGGUUGAGGUUUUGAGGAGGCUGGUUUGACGACGAUGUGUUGUUGUUUGUGAUAUUGUUGUUGUUGUUAUCACUGAUUUUCGUUGUGGGUUGUUUUAGCGAGCGAGCGUGCGUGCGUUGUUGUGC
This is a messenger RNA of Pyricularia grisea, 3229 nucleotides long. RefSeq lists its product as uncharacterized. Bases 352 to 3111 code for a protein of 919 amino acids. The transcript is spliced from 2 exons. Lineage: Eukaryota; Fungi; Ascomycota; Sordariomycetes; Magnaporthales; Pyriculariaceae. Gene Ontology annotation, cellular component: nucleus; Z disc. The record is from RefSeq and is a predicted model, not a curated record. Gene Ontology annotation, molecular function: transcription coregulator activity.